AUGGACUUCACGACAAUCCUGAACAGGAAAAACUCCGCUGCAGCCGCCGCCGCAGCCGAAGCGCAGUUACAACAACAGUACUUCCAACAGAGUGCACAGUUACACACCGGAGCUUCUCCCACCAUGAAGAGCGAAUCAGGUGGCUCGGACAACCCUGUCAACGCAUACCCUCCUCAUGGUCCUCCGCCCAUGCAAAUGGAUGCUGGACUUGCCGAUUCCUUCUAUUAUGCACAGCCCUCAGGUUCAACCCCUCGAAACAUGGCCUAUGCCCCUGCGGGAUACGCUGGCGAUCCCCAGAUGCAGCAGGAACCUGUCCCACAGGGAAGAGCAGGAGUUGAACCACCACCAAAGACUUUCCACUGCUCAACCUGCAACAAGGGCUUCGCACGGCGCAGUGACCUUGCCCGACAUGAGCGUAUUCACACCGGAGUUAGACCCCAUGCAUGCGAGUGGCCAGGAUGUGGAAAGCAGUUCAUUCAACGUUCGGCUUUGACAGUGCACUCCCGUGUACACACUGGAGAGAAGCCUCAUAUGUGUGAGAGAUGUGGCAAGCCCUUUAGUGACUCGUCUUCGCUGGCCAGGCAUCGCCGCAUUCACUCCGGCAAGCGACCCUACAAAUGCCCGUACGCCAACUGUCAGAAGACCUUCACGCGCCGUACGACGUUGACACGCCACCAAAACCACCACACUGGGACGAUCGAAGAAGCCGCUGCUGAAACCGAGGCCCAAUUGCGGCAAAAUAAGGAUCGUGGACGUCCUGGCGAAGGAAUGUUCUCCGAGCACGCUUCCAUCCACUCUACACCGUCACCCGCGCAGCAUCCAUCCAUGUCACCUGGUGGCGAGCUUCCCCCGCUGAAUAUGCAUCGCUCAGCUGGCGACUACUACAUGGGCACCGGUCCUAUCCCGCCUCAUGUGCGUGGGGAUUUCCCCCAAGGCAGCCCCCGGGCUUCCCCGACUGCGACCUCUCCUUCGCUGUCCAGCUAUGGCAGUGCGCCCCACACCCGGCCAUCCAUGACCUCGCAUCCCUACGCUCCGCCUCAACCUCUUGAACCCCCGGCCAACAGUGAUCACCGUCCCAAUAGUGUGAACGGCAGUCCACACAUGACUAGUCUCGGAUGGGCCUCGCCGUCUCACGGUAGCAUGCCGUCGCCCGGAUCGGCCAACGACUUCACUUACCCUGAGCCCACCGGCCUGCGUACCCGACAUCGAUGCCGCCACACAUGUACUUCCCCAUUCUGCUAUUCGUCGGCCUACCAGCACCGAGCCGGAGAACUACGAAAUGAAGCCUCGAGGUGA
Penicillium mononematosum is the source of this 1296-nucleotide messenger RNA. Its product is annotated as putative C2H2 finger domain protein. NCBI's taxonomy places the organism in Eukaryota, Fungi, Ascomycota, Eurotiomycetes, Eurotiales, Aspergillaceae. The record is from RefSeq and is a predicted model, not a curated record. The transcript is spliced from 3 exons. Gene Ontology annotation, biological process: regulation of transcription by RNA polymerase II. Gene Ontology annotation, cellular component: PcG protein complex; transcription regulator complex. Gene Ontology annotation, molecular function: RNA polymerase II cis-regulatory region sequence-specific DNA binding; DNA-binding transcription factor activity, RNA polymerase II-specific. Bases 1 to 1296 code for a protein of 431 amino acids.